Molecule: messenger RNA, 1284 nt
Organism: Cylas formicarius (sweet potato weevil)
Lineage: Eukaryota; Metazoa; Arthropoda; Insecta; Coleoptera; Brentidae
Product: odorant receptor 30a-like
Exons: 5
Coding region: 17-1204 (395 amino acids)
Biological process (GO): detection of chemical stimulus involved in sensory perception of smell; sensory perception of smell
Cellular component (GO): plasma membrane
Molecular function (GO): olfactory receptor activity; odorant binding
Source: RefSeq, a predicted model, not a curated record
AAUAGUACACGAGGAGAUGGCUCCCAAUAGAGAGAUCUUAAACUUCCCUAAAUGUAUCAUGGUAGUAGUUGGUGUAUGGCGAAACCAUUUAACAUCGAAUUCAAUUCUGCGAAAGCUCUACUUUUUCUACUCCCUGUGUAUUCAUAUUUAUAUGGUGCUCUUCAUAUCCUCCAUGUUCACCUGGGUCGCCGUCGGUCUGACUGGAGUAAACAAUUCAGCAGAAAAAAAAGACAAAAUAAGUUUGAAUAUUACUUAUUUAAUCACCAUAUUCACUAUCAUGCUCAAGGUUGUGCUUUGCCAAACGAAGAAUAUUCGACGAAUAAUCACGUUUGUGCAGGAAGAAGAGAAAAAGAUCAACGCGUCUGAGGACCCAGAAAUAUUGGAAACUCAUUUAGAACAAGUAAAGUUUUGCACCAAUGUCAACGUAAUACAUUUUAUUUGCCACUUGAUUUUAUUCGUAUUUGCUGUUGUGGAAAAUAUAGUGACCAGACUAAGCAUAGAAAGGCAUAACAAAGCAUACAAUGAAACUUUGAUAAAGCCAGUCAUAUAUGAAUUAUACUAUCAUAAUGUGGAUCCGGUAAAAUAUGAAACACUCUUACUGGCGUUCGAUGACAUCGGCGGGACUUUUCUGAAUACGAUAAGCGUCUCGACUAAUAUUAUUCUUUCUUGCGUUAUUUUUAUGUCAUCAAUGUUGAAAGUUCUGCAGACCAAAUUUAGGAAAAUGAUGGUUCAAGGAGAAGACGUUAUGAGUAAAUUGAAAAAGUUGGCAAAAGAACACCGACAGCUCAUUAGCUUUGUAGAAGAUUUGAAUGAAUCUAUUAAGUACCUCAUCAUGAUAGAGUAUACAACUAUAUCGCUAAAUAUAGCCUUAGUGACCUUAAGGAUAAUUAAGGAGAAAUCAUACUUAAUGAGAAUUGGUAGAUUAUUUUAUUGUAGCUUCCUGGUUGUAUACAUAUUAGCUUUGGGAUGGAGCUCAAAUGAAAUUAAAAUGCAGAGUAUAGCAAUUGGAGAUGCAAUUUAUGAAAGCUCGUGGUACGAACACGACAAACCAGCACAGAAGAUGUUGCUCGUAAUGAUGAUGCGAUCUCAGAAACCUUUAACCAUGACCAAAGGACCGUUUGACGAGAUGACUCUUCAAUCAUCUUUGAUGGUACUGAAGGCCGCCUACACCUACGUGACUAUAAUGACACAGAAACAAAUAUGAGCACCUCUAGUAAAAUUUCAUAUUACCAACCAUAAUAUAAUAUGCAUCUUAUCACGGAAAUCAACUAAUUACUUGGUGGA